This is a messenger RNA of Grammomys surdaster, 2696 nucleotides long. RefSeq names its product barttin CLCNK type accessory beta subunit (gene Bsnd). Gene Ontology annotation, molecular function: chloride channel regulator activity. The transcript is spliced from 4 exons. The record is from RefSeq and is a predicted model, not a curated record. Gene Ontology annotation, biological process: chloride transport. Gene Ontology annotation, cellular component: basolateral plasma membrane. Bases 197 to 1123 code for a protein of 308 amino acids. NCBI's taxonomy places the organism in Eukaryota, Metazoa, Chordata, Mammalia, Rodentia, Muridae.
GAAGCGUGUCACCUGCCCUGCUGGGCCCAGGGCUGAGAGCUGGAUCUGUGGGGAUCGUUGAUUGCCUGUGCAUUACCUUGGUUCUGAGCCAUCUAGUGUGUGUCAUCCCUCCUUGAGAGCCUGCUCAAAGUUUGAGAAGGAUUGUGGGCAGCCCUCUGCUGGUGUGCUGACCAGCUACCAGGGCUGGUUAGCCACCAUGGCUGAUGAGAAGACCUUCCGAAUCGGCUUCAUCGUGCUGGGCCUUUUCCUGCUAUCCCUGGGCACGUUCCUCAUGAGCCACGAUCGACCCCAGGUCUACGGCACCUUCUAUGCCAUGGGCAGCAUCAUGGUGAUCGGGGGUGUCAUCUGGAGCAUGUGCCAGUGCUAUCCUAAGAUCACCUUUGUGCCGGCAGACUCUGACUUCCAAGGCAUCUUGUCGCCAAAGGCCCUGAGCCUGCUGGAGACCGGGCUUCCGGAGGUAAAGAGCCCCCAACCGCCCUACGUCAGGCUGUGGGAAGAAGCCGCCUAUGACCAGAGCCUCCCAGACUUCACUCACAUCCAAAUGAAGGUCAUGGGCUACAGUGAGGACCCCAGGCCACUGCUGGCCCCCGAACUGAAGACAGGAGCCAGCAGUAUCAGGGAAGGCGAGCCUCGUACUGCUCAGGCCUGGAUGGAGGCUCCAGUGGUCGUCCAUAGAGGACUGGAUGAGAACGAGGGAGAGAAAGCCUGUUCUCAGAGCAGCCCUCCAGCAUGUUUCCAAGGCUCUGCACCCUUGGCAUCAUUCCAUGAUGACCUGGACGUGGACUCCAGCGAAGGCAGCUGCCCUCAUCCAUCCCCACCCGACAAGGAUGAGCCACACUCGCAGGUGCCCUGGACCAGCAGGGGUCCACUGGAUCGCUUCAGUGACUUUGCUCUGAUUGAUGACACCCCUACAUCAGAGGACAUGGUCCUGGAGGGACAGGCACGGGAGGCAGCUCUACCCAGCAAGCAGCGAUGGUCUCUGAGGAUGAAGGGGGAGACUGUCCAGGCUGGUGCAGAAGAACCAGAGCAGGAGGAGGAAGAUCUCUACUACGGGCUGCCUGACAGCCCUGGGGACCCCCUUCCUGACAAAGAGUUGGGCUUUGAGCCUGAUGUCCAGGGCUGAGAUGAAACUGUUUCCUGGGUCUAGCCUGACAGCACUGCUCACUUCAUGUGACCCCUCAAGGGCUCAGUUUUCCAAGUCCCAAACAGCAUUGUAUGGAGAGUCAAGUGAGGCAGUGAACUGAAGCAUCUUGGGAACCGAAAAGAACACUCAUGGGGGGCAGCAAUCCUCCCCUCAGCGAGCUGCAUUACUUCUGGUUGUGGUUUUUUCUGCUGACCUGCAGAUAGAAUGGGGUUUUCUGAUGUCCUGUGUUACAGCAGACCCUCAGAAGCCCUUUUCUUCUCCUAAUGCUGGCUUCUGAUUGGGCCUUGUGGUGCUACCCAGGACCCCUGAGAGCCCUAUGUCCACUGUGUUUUGGUCCUCUGAUGGCUGUUUGACUCACCCCUUUCAGAGCUGAUGCCAUCUCCUGGCUCAGUGUCUUCAGCGAUUCUACUGCUCUGGGAUCCGUGACUCUAUGGCUGGCAUCUGCUGAUCUGACCUCUGGAUAUCACUCUGGUCCCUCCUGUUCAUGCCCCUAGCCCAUGUCCAUGCCCAUACCCUUGCUUGAGCCAUGUUCUUCCAGGGCGUCUUGUGCCGAGUGAAUUCAUGUCCAUUCCUAUACACCUGCCAAAGUGACCUUUCUUCUGCUAGUUUCCCUGGCAUCCCAACCCCUAGAUGAAAAUUUUUCUCUGGGGCAUGUGCAUCCAUUUCUGUGUCUGUUGCUUGCCGCGGCCCUGGGACAACAUCUUGGCCUCAUUCACCAUAGUUCCCAGGAGACCCUUGGCAUGUGAAGAUCUCAGUUGAUCUGGGAACCUUUGCAGAUAGUGUCACUCUCCCUGAUUUUGACAAGUGUGGACUCUUAGUCUCCGGCACCCACUUUUUUAAAAAAAUGGCUUCUAGACAGUCAUAAAACCAGGCAAAAAGCUACCAGAAGAACCCAACAGCAGCUCACAGAACACAUUGGCAUUGGCUUAGAAUGGAGAAAAUCCAGCUGCUGAAUUACUCCCGCUUGAUGCCAUUGGCAUUUACUGAGCAUCUGCCAUGUGCUAGGCACUCUGCUUGGAAAGCAGUCAUUGGUCCUUGACCCUUCCACAAAGGGCUCACAAUUUCAGUUUACUGUCUUGUAAGUUGGGAACACAGAAUGGAGCAGAAGCCGGGGUGGGAGCAGAGUCACCCCCAGCCCCCCAGAUCUUGCAGAGCCCUCUGUUCUCAGCCUAGCAUGGAAGGAGUCAUCAGAAGGAGGGUGUUGCUGCCUUCCCCAGCUAAGUCUACACAACUUAGUUCUGUUCUGAGAUGUCUUAGAGCCGGGCACUGGGAGAAGAUCGGGGUCUCAGCGGAGGGAAGGAGAUCUCGCUGGUUCUCUGUGAGAACACACCCCAACCCUCCCCACUUCUGGGGCGUGUCUACCUCUUCACUGAAGAUGCAUCCACCAGGCACCUCCUCUCUGCUGAUAGGUCAUGGACCAUGUGACCCUGCUCAUGUCCCAGCCAGGGGUGAGGUGACAUGUAGCAGCUGCUGUGUACUGCUGGCCCAGGAAGGGACAACUGUGACCCACAUCAGACAGAGCAGAGCCAGCACCAAGGGCUGAAAUUAAAAA